Messenger RNA from Nerophis lumbriciformis (worm pipefish), 3028 nucleotides. RefSeq lists its product as uncharacterized. Gene Ontology annotation, biological process: regulation of DNA-templated transcription. The record is from RefSeq and is a predicted model, not a curated record. Gene Ontology annotation, molecular function: DNA-binding transcription factor activity, RNA polymerase II-specific; RNA polymerase II cis-regulatory region sequence-specific DNA binding. NCBI's taxonomy places the organism in Eukaryota, Metazoa, Chordata, Actinopteri, Syngnathiformes, Syngnathidae. Gene Ontology annotation, cellular component: nucleus.
CCGCCAGAAAAGAAAAAGAAGAAGAAAUACUUCCUGUGCCCACAUGGAAAAAAAGAAGAAAAAGAAUCAUACUUCAUGUUUGGACACUACCACGGAUGAAACAUUUCAGUGUGGUCUUUACAUCUACGUUAAUAUUUCAUUUUCAUACGUGUACUAAUUCGUCUAAUUACACUUUAUUCAUUCUUCGUGUCAGGAUAAACUCGACUCGUCCCAGUGAGGUUGGAAGCUUGUCAGGCUAGUUAGCUUAGCUUGCUAGCUGCUAACAAAGAGAGGCGGAAGUGAUCAACACAUCGCUAAGCGGAGCUCAAGUGUGAGUGUAAAGUGUUGUGUUUGUGUAAAAAUGUGUGAAAGAAGGAUAGCAGGGUUCGAGGAUGAACUUUGUCGUAAAAAAGAGGAGAAGGAGCGACAACGUCAACUACUGGAUGCAGUUUUCAAGAAGCCUCAAGUUGUGUUACACAGAACAGAUGUCCCGCACCUGAUUGGAUGUCAGCAAGAAAGUCUCACUAUGUCGCAGGGAAAAAACUCAGGGGGGGAACAGCCCCAUUGUUUUAAAGAGAAAGAGGAGGAGCCACGGCGCCAACACAAUAAGGAGGAAUACAAGGAGCCACAAACUUGUCACGUAAAACAGGAAGAGGAGUAUCCACAACCCAAUCACUUUAUAGAGGAAGAGGAGGGAGAUUGUCUUCUAGGGCAGGAGGAGGCGGAUCUCACCAAGUUUCCACUGACUGUUGUCUCUGUGAAGACUGAAGACCAUGAAGGCAAACCACCUGAGUCCUCACAGCUUCAUCACAGUCCAAACGUCCAGAAGCUGAUUGGUUAUCAAGAAGAAUCUCCCUUUCUGUUGCUGGAAGGAAGCUCACCUUUGAAGCAGGAGGAUCCUCAUCCCCCCCACAUUAAAGAGGAAGAGGAGAAUGUCUGGAUCACUCAGGAAAGAGAGUGUCUUCUAGGGCAGGAGGAGGCUGAUCUCACCAAGUUUCCACUGACUGUUGUCUCUGUGAAGACUGAAGACCAUGAAGACAAACCACCUGAGUCCUCACAGCUUCAUCACAGUCCAAGUGUCCAGCAGCUGACUGGUCAUCAGAAAGAACCUCUUUCUCAGUUGCUGGAAGUGAGCUCCCUUUUGAAGCAGGAGGAGCCACAGCCCCCCGCCAUUAAAGAGGAAGAGGAGGAAUUCUGGAUCACCCAGGAGCAAGCUUGCCUUCUAGGGCAGGAGGAGGCUGAUCUCACCAAGUUUCCACUGACUGUUGUCUCUGUGAAGACUGAAGACCAUGAAGACAAACCACUUGAGUCCUCACAGCUUCAUCACAGUCCAAGUGAGGAGAAGAGAGAGGUGGAGCCUCCAAGCAGCAGCUCACCACAACACAUGACAACAGAAGAUGAUGGAGACUACAGUGGAGGAUCACAAGUAGACAACCUCCUAGCUCCACUAUCAGAUAGUGACGACUCAACAUCGCACGUUGAUGUAAAUAUGGAAGGGAAAAAGUGUUCAGUUUGCGAUAAAAGAUUAUCUCACAAGCAUAAUUUGCAAAGACACAUGAGAACACAUACAGGAGAAAAACCUUUCAGUUGUUCAGUUUGCGGUAAAAUAUUCUCCGAAAAACAUUGUAUGCAACGACACAUGAGAACGCAUUCGAAAGAAAAACCUUUCAGUUGUUCGGUUUGCAGUAAAACAUUCUCCGAAAAACUUUAUAUGCAAAGACACAUGGGCACGCACAUACAAGAAAAACCUUUCAUUUGCUCAAACUGUGGCAAAAGGUUUUCUCAAAGGGGAAUGAUGCUGUCGCAUAUGAGAACGCACACAGGAAAACCUUUCAGUUGUUCAGUUUGCUGUAAAAGAUUAUCUAAUGAACAUAAUAUGCUAAGACACAUGAGAACACACACAGGUGAAAAACCUUUUAUUUGUUCAGUUUGUCCAAAAGGCUUUGUCACAAACUCUGACUUGACUCGACACAUGCGAACUCACACCGGGGAAAAACCUUUUAUUUGCUCAAACUGUGGCAAAAAGUUUGCUCAAAGGGGAAUGAUGUUGUUGCAUAUGAGAACACACACAGGAGAAAAACCUUUUAGUUGUUCUGUGUGCGGUAAACAAUUUUCUCAAAAGAGAUUAAUGCAGUUACACAUGGGAAUGCACACAGGAGAAAAACCUUUUAUUUGUUCAGUUUGCGCUAAAGGCUUUGGUACAAGCUCUGAUUUGACUCGACACAUGGGAACUCACACUGAAGAAAAACCUUUCAUUUGUCCAGACUGUGGUAAAAGGUUUUCUCAAAUGAGAAUUAUGGUGUUGCACAUGAGAACACAUACAGGAGAAAAACCCUUCAGUUGUGCAGUGUGCGGUCAAAGAUACGCUGCAAAACAUAUCAUGCAAAGACACAUGAGAUCACAUACAGGAGAAAAACCUUUCAGUUGUUCAGUUUGCGGCAAAAUAUUCUCGGAAAAAGGUUACAUGCAAAGACAUAUGAGAACACAUACAGGUGAAAAGCCUUAUAUUUGUUCAGUCUGUGCAAAAGGCUUUGUUAAAAAUUCUGAUUUGACUCGACACAUGCGGACACACACGGGAGAAAAACCUUUCAUUUGUUCAAACUGUGGCAAAAAGUUUUCUCUAAAGGGAACAAUGCUGUCACAUAUGAGAACACACACCGGAGAAAAACCUUUCAGUUGUUUAGAGUGUGGUCAACACUUUUCUCGAAGGGGAAUGAUGCUGUCACAUAUGAGAACACACGCAGAAAACCUGUCUGUUGUAUAGUGUGUGGUAAAAGAUACACCGACAAACAUAUAAUACAAAGACACAUGAGAGCAGGCACAGGAGAAUAACUUUUCCACUUUGGAAGUCCUCUUUGAAUGGAUUCCUGCUGAGUCACUAAUGGUCUACUGCUGUGUUCCAGUUCUUGAGCACGAUUCAGCCUGGACGUAGCCAGCUCUCCUCAAGAUAUGAAUGACAUAACGCUAUCAAGUUUCUUUUAGGAACUGGUAAGAAAUAUAUCAGUAAAUGGUUUGUAAUGUGUAUGUAUUUGUUAUGUGUAAUGUUAGA